CACUGUGGUCGCUGCGCUGUUCUGCCCUGUGUGUCUCCUCCCCGUGAGAAGCCAAGAAGCAGGCCAGCGACCUCCGAGCAGCAGCAUCCAUGGCGCCGUCGGAGGAGCCGGAGGUUGGCAGGAGAGGCGUUCCUUCCCUGCUCGGCGCCGGCGGAAUCAGGCAGGAACACAUCGCCUCCGACGUCACCCAGCUCAUUGGGUGGACGCCGCUGGUCGAACUGAAGCGGAUCGCCGGGAAGGACGGAGUGGGUGCCCGUAUCGUCGGCAAGAUCGAGGCAUACCAGCCACUUUGCUCCGUCAAGGACCGCAGUGCUCUCAGGAUGAUUGAAGAUGCUGAAGAGAAAGGGUUGAUUACACCCGGAGUCACAACUCUAGUAGAGCCGACUAGCGGCAACUUAGGGCUAGGAUUGAUUCUCAUUGCUCUGAGCAAAGGCUACAGGUUCGUCGCUGUGAUGCCGGCCCAAUACUCGCUUGAUAAACAGAUGUUGUUGAGAUACAUGGGUGCUGAGGUGUACUUAACCGAUCCAGCGCUCAGGUUUCCAGGACAAGUCGCCAAGGUCGAACAGCUCAAGAAAGAAUUACCAAAGGUGCAUGUUCUUAAUCAGUUCGCGAAUCCAGCUAAUCCUGAGGCACACAUCAGAUGGACUGGGCCUGAGAUUUGGAACGAUACUGCUGGCAAGGUGGACAUUUUUGUUGCCGGUUCAGGCUCAGGAGGUACGGUAUCUGGUGUUGGUAAGUAUCUGAAGAUGCAAAACCCAGAUGUGAAGAUCAUCUGUGUGGAACCUGCAGAGAGCCCUGUCAUUUCAGGUGGGGAACCAGGCAAGCAUGAAAUCCAGGGACUGGGACCAGGAUUCUUACCUGAGAUCUUGGACACCUCAGUCAUCGACGAAGUGGUCACUGUGACCACUGGGGACGCAAUGGCAAAUGCUAGGAGGUUGGCAAUGGAAGAAGGACUACUUGUGGGCAUAUCUUCUGGAGCAAACUUGGCAGCUUGUCUGAAGAUCGCAGCGAGAGAAGAGAACACGGGGAAGAUGAUUGUGACCAUGUUCCCAAGCGGGGGCGAGAGGUACAUGGACUCACACCUCUUUGCAGCAGUAAGAGAGGAGUGUAUUGCCAUGACGUUUUGAUCUCACACCUCAUAAUAAUAUAUAUGGUUGUGUGAAUGAAGAGAUGCACAUGCCGCAUCUUGCUACGGAGCUCAUCUACAAGGAACUAUAAGUUGUUGUUAGUUUCUCAACGAAUGUCCAUGAACGUAUUACCAUAUCAUCUGAUGCCACGGCAACACCGAAACAAAAUAUCUAUGUUUCUGAAUAUAAAUGUACCCAAAAAAUUGGCAUAUGCGAGAAUUUGUGCUUUGUUAUCUUAGAGAAUUGUGAUAUAUUGCCU
This is a messenger RNA of Lolium rigidum, 1386 nucleotides long. RefSeq names its product cysteine synthase-like. NCBI's taxonomy places the organism in Eukaryota, Viridiplantae, Streptophyta, Magnoliopsida, Poales, Poaceae. The record is from RefSeq and is a predicted model, not a curated record. Gene Ontology annotation, molecular function: cysteine synthase activity. Bases 90 to 1127 code for a protein of 345 amino acids. The transcript has 7 exons. Gene Ontology annotation, cellular component: cytoplasm.